AUGUUUCGCGCGCAACAGAACGCCUUCGACGAUGCAGUCGCCAAGGCGACGGACGAGAACCUGACUUCGGAGAAUUGGGAAUAUAUCCUCGAUGUUUGCGAUAAGGUUGCUGCUGAGGAGUCAGGUGCCAAAGAUGCGGUGGCUGCGAUGAUCAAAAGACUGGCGCACCGGAAUGCCAAUGUGCAGUUGUAUACUCUGGAGCUGGCGAAUGCGUUGGCGCAGAAUUGCGGCCCGAAGAUUCAUCGAGAACUUGCGUCGAGAAGCUUUACAGAUGCCCUUCUUCGAUUAGCAAAUGAUCGGAAUACCCAUCAGCAGGUCAAAUCGAAGAUCCUGGAGCGUAUGCAUGACUGGACUCGCAUGUUUUCCAGUAACCCGGACUUCGGAAUCAUGGAGCAGGCCUAUAUGAAAUUGAAGACCCAGAAUCCCAAUCUCCAGCCCCCAUCGAAACCCGUCAAGAAGGAAAUCACCCAGGCGGAUCGGCAGAAGGAAGAAGAGGAAUUGCAGAUGGCAUUGGCUCUCUCGAUAAGAGAAAAGUCUGACGCGGGCCCUGCACCACAAGCAGAAUCCAGUGCACCUGCGUCCGCCCCAGUUAGCCAGACACAAGCAGCUGCACCGCAGGCGGUGCCGUCAGGUACUUCCGCUGCUACCGUUUCCCGGGUCCGAGCACUAUUUGACUUCCAGCCCUCCGAGCCCGGUGAACUCCAAUUCCGCAAGGGAGACAUCAUUGCUGUGCUCGAGUCUGUGUACAAGGAUUGGUGGAAGGGUUCGCUGCGAGGACAAACUGGAAUUUUCCCCCUCAACUACGUAGAGAAACUGCCGGAUCCGACGGUGGAAGAGUUGCAGCGAGAAGCCCAGAUGGAGGCAGAUGUCUUUGGUCAGAUCAAAAACGUCGAGAAGCUUCUGACGCUUCUGAGUACACGCAGCUCAGAAUUGAAUGUGCAGGAUAACGAGGAGAUAACAGCGCUCUAUCAUUCGACUCUGGCCAUUAGGCCUAAGCUGAUUGAGCUCAUUGGGAAGUACUCCCAGAAGAAAGAUGAGUUCACACAACUCAACGAAAAGUUCAUUAAAGCUAGGCGAGAUUAUGAAUCUCUCUUGGAAGCAUCCAUGUCGCAUCCCCCACAGCCGCAGUAUGCCCGACCGGGCCAGCCCCCUUAUGGAUAUCCUGCACCGACAGGGCCUCAUGGAUACCCACAAGGUGCACCGCAGCCCGAUCCUCAAAGAUACUUCAGCCCACGCCCGCAGGAUCAGACACACAUGUACCCUCCCACCUCUCAAUCGCCUGAUCCGCGCGGUCGCACUCCUCCUGCUGGUCCGACCAUGCAGCAGCAGCAGCAGCAGCCACCAGCAGAAUCUUUUCAGCCUAUGCACCAUCGUCCGGAAUCCACCUAUGACAACCCACAAGAACUAGGUACCUCGGUCUAUGAUUCCCCUGUCGAAUAUCCCCCCGCAAAUCAACGGUUCCAGUAUCCCCCAGGGGCAUCAGCCCCACCCGGUGUCCACCAGCAGCUCCAGCAGCAACAACAAGAGUAUUCGCCUUCAAACUAUUCUCCUGAGGAUACAACUAACCCUCCGACCGCCAACUUUCCUCCCCAGCCCCAGCAAUCACAGCUCCCUUACCCCACAGGACCAGCCGGCCAUCAAGCGCCUCCUUCCCAUCAGCCUCCUCCGGUUCCCGGUGGCGCGUCAAAACCUUCGCCGUAUCCAUCUUUGACACCAGGCGCGCCCAGCGCAGGCGAGUACCAAGCGUACAACCCAUCACAAGCUAGCGCCAGUUCAAAUCCUGCUUCUUUCUACCGCUGA
This is a messenger RNA of Aspergillus clavatus NRRL 1, 1800 nucleotides long. Its product is annotated as ESCRT-0 subunit protein HSE1. The record is from RefSeq and is a predicted model, not a curated record. Gene Ontology annotation, biological process: protein transport to vacuole involved in ubiquitin-dependent protein catabolic process via the multivesicular body sorting pathway. Gene Ontology annotation, cellular component: ESCRT-0 complex. The coding region runs from base 1 to 1800 and encodes 599 amino acids. The transcript has 8 exons. Lineage: Eukaryota; Fungi; Ascomycota; Eurotiomycetes; Eurotiales; Aspergillaceae. Gene Ontology annotation, molecular function: phosphatidylinositol binding; ubiquitin binding.